AUGGGGGACCAUCGGCAAAGUUUGGUGGACAGACGCCGUACCUCGGAGACUGAGGGCAAGUCAGAAGGGGAGGGAUAUGACGACGCCCUGAACCUCCAGAGUGUGGGAUAUGAGACCCUAGGGUCCAAGGAUCCCAUAGACCAGGACUUAAAUAAUGGGGAGCUGGGGUCUGAAGACCAAGAAGAGGAAAUUCCCCCUGAGGAGGUGUCCGAGGAAGAAUUCCUGGAUGCCCAGGACCCAGGAGAGGCCCCUCCAGAAUUGAAGACUAUUCUGAAGGAAGUCGAGGAGGAUGAUGUACCUGAGAUGAGGUGGACAUCUGCUGGCAUGGCCUGUGACAUGUCGGGCGGUGUUGUGGAGGAAAUGGUGCAGGGCGGGGACAGGGGCCCAGGGAGGACGUGUGAGUUCAUGGCUGCAGGGAGAGAUUCAGGGGGUGCAGAAAAACCAGCAAAUCCAGCCUUACCACUCAACUCUUCCCAAAGCCGGCUAUCCAUCACCCAGAGGUUCCCUGGCACCUCUAUGGUAAGAAGGAGGAAGAAGAGGAGGAGACUUUUUGAAUUGGCAAAACCCAAGACCAACUGGCAAGUUCUGAAAGACAGGAUGGGGUGCUGCUGUAAGGGCUAUGCCUGGAUCUCCCCAUGCAUGAGGACCUUGCAGUUCUGUGUCUACUGGCCAUCCGUGUACUGGACAGAGAAGUUUCUGGAAGACACUACUCUCACUGUCACGAUGCCUGCAGUGUCCCGCCGAUUGGAGGAGCUGGCUCAACCUAGAAGGUUCUGCUUGGAUUAUUACAGCAACGAAAGGAUUACCCCCAUGCAUCCCAUUCCUCGGUCUACCUUGGACUACCGAUCAUCUAGUCGCCUGAUAGAACUGGCCACCCCGAGGAUCCGGAAUAACAUUUGGAGCAUAAACAUGUCGGAGGUGUCCCAAGUGUCCAGGGCAGCCCAGGUUGCCACCCCCAGUUCGAGGAUCCUCCAGUUGGCAAAGCCCAGGGCUCCAGCCACCCUGCUGGACGAAUGGGACCCUGUGCCAAAGCCCAAGCCGCGUGUGUCAGACUAUAACCGGCUCCUUUACUUGGCCAUGCCCAAGGUCCAGUCAGAGAAGUGUAUUCCUGACCGAAAUCCACGCUGGGAGGUGCUGGAAGUCACCAAGAAGGCGGUGGCCAGUCCCCGGAUCAUCUCCCUGGCCAAGCCCAAAGUGCGCAAGGACCUCAACGAGGGCUACGACCGGCAUCCCCUCGCUUGUAUGAGCUUGCCACCCCCAAAAGCAUCACCAAGAAAGUUUGAGUGACCCAGGCCUGGCCUCCAAGGCCCCGUUCCCAGUAAACACCCAAGUGCAUCUAACCUUGUGUGUGGCUGGCUCUAA
This is a messenger RNA of Phyllostomus discolor (pale spear-nosed bat), 1362 nucleotides long. RefSeq names its product theg spermatid protein (gene SPMAP2). The transcript has 10 exons. Lineage: Eukaryota; Metazoa; Chordata; Mammalia; Chiroptera; Phyllostomidae. Gene Ontology annotation, biological process: spermatogenesis. The record is from RefSeq and is a predicted model, not a curated record.